Molecule: messenger RNA, 2520 nt
Organism: Saccharomyces mikatae IFO 1815
Lineage: Eukaryota; Fungi; Ascomycota; Saccharomycetes; Saccharomycetales; Saccharomycetaceae
Gene: NIC96
Product: linker nucleoporin NIC96
Exons: 1
Coding region: 1-2520 (839 amino acids)
Biological process (GO): protein import into nucleus; poly(A)+ mRNA export from nucleus
Cellular component (GO): nuclear pore
Molecular function (GO): structural constituent of nuclear pore
Source: RefSeq, a predicted model, not a curated record
AUGUUAGAAACGUUACGUGGGAAUCAGGUGCAUUCUGGUACUUCAAAAGGUGUCAACAAAAAGUUGAAUGAUCUUUUAGAGUCAUGCGAUAAUCUUCCAUCUGCAUCUUCCGAAUUGGGUUCAAUCCAGGUGAGUAUUAAUGAGUUGAGAAGACGUGUUUUUCAGUUGAGAAGUAAAAGUAAAGUUAACAAUGACUAUACUAAAGCUCAUUAUCUACUAGCCAACAGCGGCUUAACUUUUGAAGAUAUUGAUUCUUUUAUCAAGGACUUACAGACAAACCAAUUUUUGGAACCAAACCCACCUAAAAUAAUUGAGAGUGAGGAAUUGGAUUUUUAUUUAAGAACUAAGAAGGAAGAAAACAUUUUGAUGUCUAUUGAACAGCUUCUGAAUGGUGCUACAAAAGAUUUUGACAAUUUUAUCAAUCAUAACUUGAGUCUCGACUGGUCUCAGCACAAAAAUGAAGUUAUGAAAAACUUUGGUAUUCUUAUACAUGAUAAGAAAACCCUUGACCACAAAAAAUCCAUCAGUUCUUUAGACCCGAAACUUCCAAGUUGGGGUAGUAAAGGCAAUAACAUUUUGAAUAGCAACGAAUCGAGGCUAAAUGUCAACGAAAAUAACAUCCUCAGAGAGAAAUUCGAGAAUUAUGCAAGAGUUGUAUUUCAAUUUAAUAAUAGUAGACAAGCGAAUGGGAAUUUUGAUAUAGCAAAUGAGUUCGUCUCAAUAUUAUCUUCUGCGAAUGGUUCAAGGAAUGCUCAAUUGCUAGAGAGCUGGAAGAUUCUUGAAUCGAUGAAAAGUAAGGAUAUUAACAUUGUUGAGGUCGGGAAACAAUACCUUGAGCAGCAAUUUUUACAGUAUGCCGACAAUUUAUAUAAAAAGAACAUGAACGAAGGAUUGGCUACCAAUACUAAUAAAAUUAAAUCCUUCAUUGAUACAAAGUUGAAGAAAGCGGACAAAUCAUGGAAAAUUUCUAACUUAACUGUUAUCAACGGUGUCCCAAUAUGGGCCUUGGUUUUUUAUCUUCUAAGGGCCGGCUUAAUCAAAGAAGCAUUGCAAGUUCUAGUAGAGAACAAGGCUAACAUAAAAAAAGUAGAACAGUCAUUCUUGACCUAUUUUAAAGCAUAUUCCUCUUCGAAGGACCAUGGCCUACCGGUAGAAUUUUCCACCAAACUUCACACUGAAUACAACCAACAUAUUAAAAGUUCAUUAGAUGGCGAUCCCUAUCGCCUGGCUGUCUAUAAAUUGAUCGGAAGAUGUGACUUAAGUAGAAAAAACAUUCCUGCAGUUACCUUGAGCGUUGAAGAUUGGUUGUGGAUGCAUCUAAUGUUAAUUAAGGAAAAAGACACAGAUAAUGAUCCUGUUUAUGAAAGAUACUGCUUAGAAGAUUUUCAAAACAUAAUAAUAUCAUAUGGACCAUCUAGGUUUUCAAACUAUUAUUUACAGACACUUUUGCUAAGUGGACUUUAUGGUUUGGCUAUCGAUUAUACAUAUACGUUUAGCGAAAUAGAUGCGGUGCAUUUGGCAAUAGGGCUAGCAAGCUUGAAACUAUUCAAGAUUGACAAUUCAACACGUUUAGCGAAAAAGACUAAGAGAGACAUUAGGUUUGCAAACAUACUAGCUAAUUACACCAAAUCCUUUAGAUAUUCCGAUCCUAGAGUUGCUGUUGAAUAUUUGGUUCUAAUAACACUGAAUGAAGGUCCAUCUGAUAUUGAAUUAUGCCACGAGGCCCUAAGAGAAUUAGUUUUGGAAACUAAGGAGUUCACUGUACUCCUAGGUAAAGUUGGACGUGACGGUGCCAGAAUUCCGGGAGUAAUUGAAGAGAGACAACCUUUAUUACAUGUUCGUGAUGAAAGAGAAUUUUUGCAUACAAUUACUGAACAAGCAGCAAGAAGGGCAGAUGAAGAUGGAAGAACCUACGAUAGUAUAUUGUUAUAUCAGCUCGCUGAGGAAUAUGAUAUCGUUAUCAUUCUCGUCAAUAGUCUGUUAAGUGAUACACUCAGUGCAUCAGAUUUAGACCAACCAUUGUUUGGACGCGAUGAUAAUAGUGAGACGAAUCCUGUCUUAUUGGCAAGAAGAAUGGCAUCCAUUUAUUUUGACAACAGUGGCAUAUCGAGACAGAUCCAUACUAAAAAUAAAGAAAUUUGUAUGUCGCUUUUGAAUAUUUCUAGUAUCAGGGAGCUGUAUCUCAAUAAACAAUGGAAGGAAACAUUAUCGCAAAUGGAGUUAUUGGACCUGCUUCCUUUCACAGAUGAACUAUCUGCUAGAAAGAAGGCACAAGAUUUUUCUAGUCUGGAUGACAACAUUGUGAAAAACGUUCCUAAUUUGUUGAUUAUCACUUUGAACUGUAUAUCAAACAUAGUCCAUACCUUGAACGAGAGCAAGUAUCAGACGUCCACAAAAGGUCAACAAAUCGAUUCCUUAAAAAAUGUUGCGAGACAGUGUAUGAUUUAUGCUGGUAUGAUUCAAUACAGAAUGCCAAGGGAAACAUACAGCACUUUGAUCAAUAUAGAUGUCUCUCUAUGA